AGAGUGACCUGUGGGCAUAUUCAGAUUCCGAGAGUGAUGAUGACCUGUGUCAAGACCUUUGUCAAGAUGAAAGUAACUGUGAUUGGGAGGAAUUUCGUAAAAUCACUGACAUGGAAGAAGUAGAAGACCGAGAAUUUGAAGAACUUAUUGCCCCACAAGACAAUAGUCCAAUCAUUUACAAGCCUCAACUAAUUGAUUGAGUUGUUGUCCAAUUCCCAUUGAAGAAAUCAGUGUCUCAUUUUGUUGGGCAAAUUACAAGUUUUUACGACACAGAACCACAAGUAGACGUAGUUAUGCAGAAAGCAUCCAACCCACAAAAAUUGAAAAAUUGAUGUUUUGACUUAUCAUGACUUCUUAUACACAUAGGAAGGUUUUGCAGAAAGAAUCCAACCCACAACUCACUUCUCUCAUCUUAUAGAAGCCAACAUUCUAACCCCAAAACGGAGAAAGAAUGAUUAUAAGUUUCACAGAAAACAUCCAAAGCACUUGGUAUGGGUUAACUGCUUGCGAGCAGUUUACAGGAGAAAUCCAACCCACUUGGAUGGUUUGUGCAAAACAAGAUUUGCUCGUAGAACAGCUGCCGAGUGGGUUGGUAGUAUUCUGCAAUUCUCAUUUCCGGCCAUACGGAUUGUAUUUUAUACCAAACCAACUACAGAAGCUCUUCAAAACAAAACACUCGGUUCACUUCACUUUGCUUCCACAAUGUUUGAAAGCAGAGCAGAAAAAAUUGCAAAAUUGUUGGAGCUCAGAAAAGAUGGAGAUUCUGAAUUGCAUCAGGAAUUGGGAAAAAAAUGAAACUCCGCAAGAAUUGAAUAGCAAUGUCACUAGAGCAUAUGCAGACGACAAUACAUUCAACAAAAUAAUGAUAGAAGAAGAUGGCCAAGAAGUUGGAGGAGAUUCUGAAUUGCAUCAGGAAUUGGAAAAAAAUGAAACUCCGCAAAAAUUAAAUAGCAAUGUCACUAGAGCAGACGCAGACGAUAAUACAUUCAACAAAAUAAUGAUAGUAGAAGACGGCCAAGAAGUUGGAGGUAUUUCAGAAUCACUUGCGGAAUCAAAUAGCAAUAUGAAUUAUUAUUGCACAGAUGCAGAUGAAAAUACACUGAACAAAAUAGUCAUGGGUGAACUCUGCCAAGAAAUUGGAGGUAUUUCUGAACUACACGAGGAAUCAAAUAACAAUAUAGUUUGCACAGAUGAAGAUGAGAAUACAAUAAUCACUAUUGUCAUAAAUGGGAACUGCCAAGGAGGAUCAGAAACUUCGGAAUCAGCCAAUGCGGAAGCUUCAACAGAGAGUGACUUCAAUGCAGAGGUUUCUGAGAUCAUUAUCAAUGAAGACAGUGAUAUGGGAACUGGUGAUGUUACUGGAAGUGGGUGCCAACUGGAUAUGGGAGAAGAAGAACCAUGUAAUCCAAGAAAUGGAAGGCCAGCAAAAGGUAGGAAAAGAAAGCAUGAAAAUGAGACAAGAGAGAGCAGGAAGAAGAAGAAAAAUAGCAAUAGUCCCUAUAUAAAUUACAAGGACAAAUUGAUAGACAAAAAAGUGUGGAAGUUGCUCCAGCUGCUGAUGCAGCAUCUCAUGGUCAUCGCGGUCGCACUCGCAGACGCCUCCGUCGGGAACGAGGACGUGGACGAGUUGGCCCAUCAGUAG
Molecule: messenger RNA, 1642 nt
Organism: Nilaparvata lugens (brown planthopper)
Lineage: Eukaryota; Metazoa; Arthropoda; Insecta; Hemiptera; Delphacidae
Exons: 7
Coding region: 452-1642 (396 amino acids)
Source: RefSeq, a predicted model, not a curated record